Messenger RNA from Pseudoliparis swirei, 1931 nucleotides. It is a transcript of the gene ankrd45, whose product is annotated as ankyrin repeat domain 45. Gene Ontology annotation, molecular function: protein binding. The record is from RefSeq and is a predicted model, not a curated record. The transcript has 5 exons. The coding region runs from base 759 to 1439 and encodes 226 amino acids. NCBI's taxonomy places the organism in Eukaryota, Metazoa, Chordata, Actinopteri, Perciformes, Liparidae.
GCAGGCAGUCUUGCGGGCCGUAGUUAAACUCAAACGGGCCGUAUCCGGCCCGCGGGCCGCUAGUUGAAUAGGCCUGCAUUACACCAUGGAACCCUAGUGAUGCCGCUUCUUGUGUUUGAACAAUUUAAUCAUCAACCCGUAAACACAUCACGACGAUGUAUUUAAUGUUGACUUGACCACAUUCUGAAAAUAAAUGACUCCCAUGUGACACACCAGAAACAAUUCAAUUCAGUUUAUUUGUAUCGCCCAUCAGAGUGCUUUACAAUCUGUACACAUAGACAUCCCUGACCUUUGACCUCACAUCGGAUCAGAAACAACUCCCAAACAACCCUUCAUGGGGAAAAAAGUGAAGAAACCUUCAGGAGAGCAACAGAGGAGGAUCCCUCUCCAGGAUGGACAGGUGCAAUAGAUGUAAUGUGUACAGAAUGAAUCAUUACACACACAUUAAAACACAGUAACAACACAAUUAAUGAAUAUGACAGUCAUACAAAUAUAUAAUUUGACAAAGUGACACAUCGCUUAUGGUAUGCCUUAAGGAGUUAAACAAAGUUAGACAUUGACAUUCAUCAAAGUUAUAUAAACAGGGCAUUGAAUUAAUAUUUUACAAUCCAUCAAAUUAUUUGGCGGCUACUUUUAUUUUGAAAGAGCGCGUUGGUAGACUUACAUUUGUCAACAGAAGAACCGUGUGCAAAUCAGAUUGGCGGGUGAUGCUGUAACCAUGGAAACAUCCAACUGAAAAAGCGUUGUAGCCUACCGACAUGACGUCCACACAAAGAGAAGUCUUUACGCGAGUGCUAUCUGGGGACCUGGAGGGACUGACGGAGCUGCUCGACCGCGACGCUGUCGCCGGGGGGUCGCCGCAAACGGACCCGUGCGGAGUGACGGACGAGAUGGGGAGAAACGCGCUGAUGACCGCCUGCAUGCUGGGGAGGAGCGCCAUCGCCCGAGUGCUGGUGGACCACGGGGCCUCGGUCAACGAGCAAACCGUCAGGGGUUACUCCUCGCUGCACCUCGCCGCCUGCUGGGGCCACCUGGACACCGUGAGGGUCCUGCUGGAGCUGGGGGCGGACCCGCUGAGCCAGACCUUCACAGGGCAGCGGCCCGUGGACCUGGCCAUGAAGUACUGCAAGACGGACUGUGUGGACUGUCUCCUCCUGGCCGAGGCUAAACAGGACCUGGCUUCAUAUGUGGACCUCGUCCGGGACCUGGUCUCUGACCCAGAGAAGAGCCUCACGAAGGAGGAGAAGAUCAUCUGCACUAAUGCGUGCUCCUCCAAGACGAACUGGAUCGAGACGGUCGGAGGCCCGGCGGCCUCAGACUUCACGGCCCAGAGGAGACACAUGGAGGACGCUGUCCGGCCGGUUCUGGACCGGCUGUCCGCUCGGGGACUCCUCCCGGAGCAGCAACCCCCCGCCCCCUUGAUGAACGGCCCGCAGUGAGCAGGAUGUGGCUCUCCUCUCAGAUCCGGUUCAACCUCUCUUGUGUUGUUGCAGUUGUUAUGCACCUUUUUUUAUUUAUUCAGUAAUCAGUCCCACUGUUGCCCUUAUCACCCGCAUUCAACAGCAGCCACCUCAGAUCCAACCUCCAGAACCUUCCGUCAGUCCCUCACACUCGCCUUAAAACUCGAGGUGACCGAGCUUUUGAGGCAGCGGCACCAAAGCUGUGGAACCUCGAAGGAUUUCAGAUUCCACAGCUUCAUUUAAACUAUAUCUCAAAACUCACCUGUUCACACUGGCACUCGGUUGAUUUGAAUAUUCUAUGGACAAGCGGUUUUAGGCCAUAUUGUUUUUUGUGUUUUUUUAUUCACCAUACUUUGCUCAUUUAAUAACUGUUGAUAUGUUUUGGCCUGUUAUUACCAAAUAGUUUUAAUUGACUCCUGUACUGCACUUUAUGAUAAAUGCAAAAUAAAUAAACUUUACUAACUAAUUGAA